AUGAAGAACUAUGUCAUAGGAGAAAUGAGAACGUCUCUAGUACCUCCGAGGGAAAGAACCUCUCUAGGCCUUCUGAGGGGAAAUUCCUCUUCUGGCAUUAGCAACCCAGUGCCACCCAGUCAAGUCAGAGAUGCCCGCAGCGCCCAGUUCCCGCAGCCUUCUAACGUGGAUUCCCCACCUUCACCCAUUCAUGGGAACAGACCCAUCUCUCCUCCCUUCAGCCAGAGUGACGAUGACUCUGAAUCACGAUCACUGAGUGACUCUGCUGACUCCAGCAUCUCUGAAAUCAGCAGCAAUGACAGUGACAGCAGUGUAAGAUUCUCCUCCCAGGUUCACAAUCCUCCAGAAUCACCCUUAAGUUUUGGUAGCGCUGAUUUCAACUCACGACCAGUGAGGCAGGUACCUACUACUACCACUGAGAAGAACGUACGACCAGUGAGGCAGGUACCUACUACUACCACUGAGAAGAACAUACGACCAGUGAGGCAGGUACCUACUACUACCACUGAGAAGAACGUACGACCAGUGAGGCAGGUACCUACUACUACCACUGAGAAGAACGUACGACCAGUGAGGCAGGUACCUACUACUACCACUGAGAAGAACGUACGACCAGUGAGGCAGGUGCCUACUACUACCACUGAGAAGAACGUACGACCAGUGAGGCAGGUACCUACUACUACCACUGAGAAGAACGUACGACCAGUGAGGCAGGUACCUACUACUACCACUGAGAAGAACGUACGACCAGUGAGGCAGGCACCUACUACUACCACUGAGAAGAACGUACGACCAGUGAGGCAGGUACCUACUACUACCACCGAGAAGAACGUACGACCAGUGAGGCAGGUACCUACUACUACCACUGAGAAGAACGUACGACCAGUGAGGCAGGUACCUACUACUACCACUGAGAAGAACGUACGACCAGUGAGGCAGGUACCUACUACUACCACCGAGAAGAACGUACGACCAGUGAGGCAGGUACCUACUACUACCACUGAGAAGAACGUACGACCAGUGAGGCAGGUACCUACAACUACCACUGAGAAGAACGUACGACCAGUGAGGCAGGUACCUACUACUACCACUGAGAAGAACGUACGACAGUAAGGCAGGUUACUAGUUCCACCACUGUCAAGACGACCACCAACUAAGUUAGUGGUUCAUCCCCACUAACCACUAGGACGACCCUCCAUCUACUGUCCUCUGGUGGUACACUAUCACCACUACCUCCGCCAAGAACACCUCCAGGAGAAUAGUUUGUCUAUCUAGAGAAAGACAAUGUUUUACAUCUAACUAAUUUAGAAAUAAUGACCCGUGAAUCAGAACUAUGAUAAUGUCUUGUUGUUCUAGUAUUCUAGACAGCAUCUAAGCUAGAUCCUUCAGACUUGUAACAGCUUAAAUCCUGUUCACUAGUCUGCUGGUUCCUUGAUCUACCAUCCUCCAUGGUUAGUGUUAUUUGUCAGUGGAUAGUGAUUGUCCUUGAUGAUGACCCUCGUUGAACUCGCUUGACCUCUGCACGUCUCGUUCACUGUGUUAAUCCACGUUGAACACAAAGACAUGCUUGACCAUUGCUCUGCACUGUUGUUGUCACUCACCCAGCGACAUUUUCUUGCACACGUUUUUUUCUCCAGUUGUAUCUCCACCAGAUCACGUUUGAGCUCUGUAACAUCUCUCAGUAACUAAGAGAAGCAAGCUAGAUCAAGCAAGUUCACCAAGCAUUAACGUUGAUUCUGCUGUUGUCGACACUGUUCACCAUCUCUGCCAUCAGUACCAACACAUGACAAACCGUAUGAUGAUACCGACGAACUCUGGACAAAAGCCACUUGUUCGCAGUACUAUUUAUUAAUGAUAAUCCAUCCUUUCGUAAAUGUCCUCAACUGUACAUAAAUAUCCAA
Cherax quadricarinatus is the source of this 1901-nucleotide messenger RNA. The record is from RefSeq and is a predicted model, not a curated record. NCBI's taxonomy places the organism in Eukaryota, Metazoa, Arthropoda, Malacostraca, Decapoda, Parastacidae.